Messenger RNA from Nicrophorus vespilloides, 632 nucleotides. Its product is annotated as peptidyl-prolyl cis-trans isomerase-like 3. Gene Ontology annotation, cellular component: catalytic step 2 spliceosome. The record is from RefSeq and is a predicted model, not a curated record. Gene Ontology annotation, molecular function: peptidyl-prolyl cis-trans isomerase activity. The transcript is spliced from 4 exons. Gene Ontology annotation, biological process: protein peptidyl-prolyl isomerization; protein folding. NCBI's taxonomy places the organism in Eukaryota, Metazoa, Arthropoda, Insecta, Coleoptera, Silphidae. The coding region runs from base 97 to 582 and encodes 161 amino acids.
AGAAGAAGAAAAUACUAUAAACUGGCAUAACCUCAUUUUUGGCGUAGAAGUAAACAGUGGUAAACAGAAGUAAAGAGUUGUAAUAUCUUGAAUAAAAUGUCAGUAACAAUCCAUACAGACUUGGGGAACAUGAAAGUGGAGUUGUAUUGUGAAGCUUGUCCAAAGACUUGUGAAAACUUUUUAGCCCUGUGCGCCAGUGACUAUUACAAUGGGUGCCUCUUCCAUAGAAACAUCAAAGGUUUCAUAGUUCAAACUGGUGAUCCGACUGGUACAGGGAAAGGAGGCACUUCCAUUUGGGGGAAGAAGUUCGAGGAUGAGUUUAAAGAUGAAUUAAAACACAAUGAGAGAGGGAUGGUAUGCAUGGCAAAUAACGGCCCCAACACGAAUGGAAGCCAAUUUUUCUUCACCUACGGUGCCCAUCCACAUUUAGAUUUAAAAUACACGCUUUUUGGAAGGGUUAUAGAUGGACUGGACGUAUUAGAUGAACUGGAAAAACUGCCCGUACAUCCGAAGAAAUUUAAACCAACAACGGACACAAAAAUAAACAGCAUAACGAUACACGCGAAUCCUUUAGCAGGAUAGGAAAUGUGGAAUAAUUUUUUGGUACAAUAAAAUUUCGAAAGGGAAUUUAA